Messenger RNA from Clupea harengus (Atlantic herring), 3041 nucleotides. RefSeq names its product transcription factor-like 5 protein. Gene Ontology annotation, biological process: spermatogenesis; regulation of DNA-templated transcription. The record is from RefSeq and is a predicted model, not a curated record. Gene Ontology annotation, cellular component: nucleus. NCBI's taxonomy places the organism in Eukaryota, Metazoa, Chordata, Actinopteri, Clupeiformes, Clupeidae. Gene Ontology annotation, molecular function: protein dimerization activity; RNA polymerase II cis-regulatory region sequence-specific DNA binding; DNA-binding transcription factor activity, RNA polymerase II-specific.
UUUAUCAGUCAGGUAAGGAUUUUGUGUGGACAUUUCCGAUUGGAUAUCAUGUUCCAUUUUAUUAGCUGCUGUUUACAAAUACAACUAUCGCUAUUUAGGCCAUACAGAACAUUUGCAAGUAAUCUUAGCUGCUGGUUGUCAUAUUAUUUGCUAACAUUGGCUAGCUUGCUAACCGUUAGCAUGCAUAGCUAAAGUGUAACAUUAACUUGAGGUAGUCCAGAUGUUUUAAAGCUCUUUUAGGUAUCGUUCAAUUACAGCGUGGAUGGGUAGGUAUAAUGUUAAACAAAUAAAUAAGAAUUCUCAUUACUGGUGACAAAAUUCCAACUUGAUGCUCGUGUUGACUAGACAUCACCUACUUUUAUACUUAGUUUAACCUUAUGCGCGAGGCUCCUCAAUGGAGCGGGAAACGAAUUUGAAGGGAUCCCAUCUAACCAAGUUAGCAGGGGUCGAAGAAGAAAGAUAACUUGACUUAAAAAUGAAAUGCCUGUCAGAAACAGACAGAAUACAGACUUGGGUGGACUGGUGACUGGAUACAUAUCUAAGUUAACUAAUCAGCCAUAGGCUUUUGAGUGGCCUUUACUUUUGCCAGCACAUUUACUCUGGCAUAACGGAAUUAGCAUGAACUUAAUUUUCGCUGGCUAAUGUUAAGGGUAUCAUCUCCAAAGCUACUCAUUUGCUAGCUAGUUAACGGACUCACAUUCCUCAGACCGUUGCUGACAGCCUAGCUAAGGAUGACCACAUCAGUGGCCUGCAAAGCACUUCAUGCAUCACCCAGUGGCCAGUACAUUUCUGACCCAGUCAGUGUAAUUGUCAGCCAAAAUGGAUGUGUUUCAAAUGAGCAAGGCCAGGUUUUGAGCUCUGAAUUCAGCCUCUUGGAGAUGACAGAAGUUGAGUACUCACACCUACAGCACAUCAUUCAGUCUCACAUGGAAGCGCAAGCAGGUGAGCAGGAGGCAUCCAGUGAGAUCAGGACAAAUUCAGCCGUGUACAGUGAGGACAGGGCUUCCAGCCACCAGCACAGUGAGCCUGAUUACACAGCCAACUCUCCACCAUCCAGCCCAUCAGCAUGUCAGACUGACACACAAUCAUCUUCUGAUGUACGAUAUACCAUCUCAGGAAUAUCUCAAGAAGGAGACAUGGACAUCCAAGACAUCAAAAUGGUUUUGAUCAGUGAUCCUUCUGACAAUGUCAGCACUGGAGAGAGGACACCAACCAGCUGUGGUGAGGUACCAGGCUCUGUGCUGGCUAAAGUCAGAUGUGCUAUGGAGGCAUCCAGGGACCGCGUUGAGACGUGUGACAACAAAAGUGGCCCGGUGCUGGAAUCCAGGCCCAAUCCAUCUGCGCGAGUCCGCCUGGAGAAAAGGUUCAACUGCAGUCCUUGUGAUGUUUCCAGACAACAGGACUCUCAGUCAGCAGCUCUGAACACACUUUUGACAAUGCUGCAGCACUCUACCGAAACCACUGGAAUAGCCAUGCACUCACAAACAGACAAGUGGAUAAAAUCAGACCAGAAUCCCACAAUUGAGUGUCCCUAUCCAUACGGAGGGAGUUUCUUCAAUGCUGUGGGAACCACUCGUAGUCAGGGUCUUGGAGGCCUCUCACACAUGCAUGAAGGCAAUAAACAUUCAGAGCUGAUCAUUCCCAAGAACUUCACCUUCAGCUAUCGACAUGAAAGAGGGACUGAUGCCACAGCAAAGGCCCCAUGCUUUGUCCACACAGACGCCUCAGAGGCCCAAGUUUGUGUCAAAGCAGAAAAUGUCACAGAGCGUAAGCCCUACAAUCUGAAACGGGCGAGGACCCGUGGGUCCCGUGUCCAGGUCCCAGGCAUAAUCCAGCACUCUGCAGACCCCAGGGUAGUAGCUCCAGGCAAGCCUGGAAGGAGGACGGGCCCCCCCAUGGAGACCACUCAGCGCAGGGAGCGCCAUAACAGCAAGGAGCGGGACCGCAGGAGGAGAAUCCGUGUAUGCUGUGAUGAGCUCAAUCUGCUGGUGCCAUUCUGCUCCUCAGAGACAGACAAGGCCACCACCCUACAGUGGACCACUGCCUUCCUCAAAUACAUCAGAGAGGUCUAUGGAGAUUCACUUAAACAGGAAUUUCAGAGCACCUUCUGUGGUAAGACAGGAGUGCGCAUUAAGCCCAGUGCUGCGACCACAGGCCUGCACACCCAUCUCGUUGACACAGAGGCAGAACCCCACAGUGCACCCUCACACGAAUGACUUGAUAUGCAGCAGCUGCAGCAACUACCAACAUGAAGUUGGUCACCAAUACCUUCCCAGACCAACUGCGUCCCUUCCUUGUAUGUAAUGUUAAUUUAUUUGUUUCCCAGCAAUCUAUUCUUAUGUGCUGUGGCACUAUUUCUUUUUGUAAAUAUCAAGUCUUAAUUUUCGUGGGCAGACGUAGAGGUCAUGUGGCUAUAGUGUUUGUUUUUAGAUUUGGUCUGUUAUUUAAAAUGCCUCUCCUUUCUUAUUUUGUGUACUCCAAAAACACUCCUAUGGAUCAAGUUCUAAGGAAGGAGGGGAUAGCUGUUCUUUUUAUAUGUCUGUACAUGAUUGUGAAUUGUCCACAAGCUUCCAUAUUUUACUCAACUUUGUAACGCUUCUUUUGGAGAAGACAAGCAAUUUCUUAAAAACAUCUACAGAUGGCAGUAUUUCUCCAUUGAAAGUCUAAUUUUCUUAUCCUCUGUGAUGGAGUAACUUUUUUGUGGCGAAAAAGAAACUGAUACUGUUAUUGUUACUCACAUUGUUACUAAAAUCAUACUUUUGUCUUAAUUUAUGAACCUGUACAGUGAAUUAAUAGACUUAAUUUGUGACAUGCAUCUUUAAAUAAGAAUGCACAUAACCUUUUGAAAAGGCAUUUAUAAACUUCCACUAUCUGUAAAUAGUUAACAAUGAUGUGUUUGUAUUUAUGGCCACAGGGCUAAGCUCUCUUCUAUUUAAACAGUUGUUCCAGUCUGUUUAUUUCUCAAUGUUUCAUACGUGCAUGUGUUUGCAUUGCUGUGUUCACAACUGAAAAUAAAUUUAUUUUAGUCAUUAAUGUGGCAA